UGAGAUAUUGUUGGGGAUUACUUCCGGGCAAAGAAGACAGUGAACCUGAAAAUUAGUUUUAGUGUUUCAAUAUUAGUCUUUGUGUGGGAAAGUUAACAUUCUUAUGAUAACUUAACAUUGACAGACUAUCUUACACAAAGGACGUCAAAAACAUGAUAUUUAUAAGGCAUAACUAUAGAUGACUCAGAUAUUUUUUGUGGUGACGAAUUUUUCAUGAUAACGUUACUUGGACUUAAAUAGUAUAAACUUCCGUGUGUUGAGCUGAUUUCGAAAACACCGCGGUAACUUUAAUACAUUUCUAUACUAUUAUCUUCAGACCCUGAUGAAGUUAAUUAAAUAACCUGAAUUCCAAUUUUGACUGUAUGAGUACAACAGUGAUAGAAUCCGACGAUUCCGCCGGGGAAACCAGGCCACUAAUGUCUACCGGGACAGCCUACUCGGGUAGGAGGAGCCAACCCGUUACCCGGGAUCAGUACGAGAACUUUGAUGACGGUCGUACCAGGGAUAACCAGGGAAAUGGCAUUGGAAUGGAUGUUAAUCAUGAGGAUGAAGCAGAUGAAACCAGAGCAGAGAUUCGUCCUGCACGGCAGCCUCAGAGAAGGCGUGGCACGAGUGGUGAAGGGGAAGAAGAUGAAGAUGAAGUGAUGCUGUAUGGAGCUAAACAUGUCAUCAUGUUAUUUGCUCCUGUCACUGUGUGUAUGAUAGUAGUAGUUGCCUCCAUCAGCUCCGUCACCUUCUACACGAAGAAGUCGGGCUAUUUAAUCUAUACUCCAUUCCAUGACGGUGACAAGCCUGACUCCACUACAGGCACAAAAGUAUGGCAGUCAUUAGCUAAUGCCAUGAUUCUCCUGGGGGUUGUCAUUGUCAUGACAAUCUUCCUGCUCCUUCUCUAUAAAUACCGGUGCUACAAGGUCAUACAUGGCUGGCUGGUGGGCUCGUCUCUUAUGCUGUUGUUUCUAUUCUCCUAUCUCUACAUUGAAGUGGUGCUGCAGGCGUACAACGUACCGAUAGACUACAUCACCGUGGCCUUGCUGAUCUGGAACUUUGGCGUGAUGGGGAUGAUAUGUAUCCACUGGAAGGGUCCCCUCAUCCUCCAACAGGCCUACCUCAUCAUCAUCUCAGCCCUCAUGUCCCUUAUCUUCAUCAAGUACCUACCUGAUUGGACCACCUGGGUCCUACUAGGGGUUAUGGUCAUCUGGGACCUGGUGGCUGUACUUUGCCCAAAGGGACCAUUGAGGAUGCUUGUGGAGACUGCCCAGAAGAGGAAUGAACCAAUAUUUCCUGCACUAAUAUACUCAUCUACCAUGAUCUGGACUGUGGGUAUUGGUAUGGCAGAGGGAAACCCUAAGAAGAAGAAAAAGUCAAAGAAAUCAAAGAAAGACACACAAACAGAUGCAGCUACAGGUGGAGCCAGUCUAGCUGUAGACAAUGGAUCUGAUGAUGAUGAUGAUAGUGGAUUCACAAGAAAUUCAGCACAUGAACAAGUCCUGGCCAGGAAUAGUACAGACUCUGCAGAGGCUCGGAAUGCAGUAGCAGCACUGGCUGAUAGACCCACACAACCAGCUACAGCUCGACCAUCACGACAAGCUGCCCCCAGUAACUCUCGCGACUCACAGGCCUCGGCUCAACAGGACGAGGAACGGGGAAUAAAGCUUGGUUUGGGAGACUUCAUCUUCUACAGCGUGUUGGUGGGAAAGGCCUCCUCUUACGGAGACUGGAACACCACUCUGGCCUGUUUUGUUGCCAUUCUUAUCGGGCUGUGUUUCACUCUACUGUUGCUGGCGAUAUUUAAGAAAGCUCUUCCAGCCCUUCCCAUAUCCAUAACCUUUGGAUUGAUAUUCAAUUUUGCAACAAGUGAAAUAAUGGCACCAUUUUUGGACCGUCUAGCUUCAGGACAGGUGUAUGUAUAGUGCUAGCCUGUGGGUAUAGUUCUGAUUACUUACCUGUAAGUGUGUGUAGUUCUGAUUACUUACCUGUAAGUGUGUGUAGUUCUGAUUACUUACCUGUAAGUGUGUGUAGUUCUGAUUACUUCACUUAUCGGUAAUGUGAAGAAAUGAUAACUGCAAAGUGUGUACAAUAAUGUUCUAACUACAUGCGGGACCAUGUAUGUUUUGUAGAUUUACACAUAAAUGCAAAUGUGUCUAUUUUUGUUCUUAAUUGUAUAUGAAUCAAUGUAAAGGCAAAUCCUUUCAAACAUGCUUGUUGUUUUCAGCUUGAUAUGUUCAGUAGUUACUGUUCAUCAACAUACAGACUGAGUUUAACUAUGUUUUACAUGAUCAAAUAUGUGGAUUUUUUUCAUCAGUGUUCAUUAAUUGUGCUCUGAGUUCAGGUGUCAUAUAACAUUUGGAACAGGAUGUGGUUAAAAUUUGUCGAAAGAUGUUAAAGUGGAAAAUAAAUUUUGAAUGAUAAUUCUGAUAAACCCCCGAUACAUCUCCACGAAUUCGUCUCUGUUUAUUAUAUCUUUGUUUUGUGUUAGUCAUAUUGAUGUUGUACUUGUUUAAUGUGAUGUACAGUCAAACCUGCCCCUGUAACCACCUCCAUUUGGAAUCCCGGAGGGGGGUCUCUUAAUGCAUGUUUGACCAUACUAGGUCACGACUGCCUUCUUGUCAAGGAUGUUCUUGAGGUGUCCUUCAGAUAGGUAUUCAACUAUGUGAGAUUAUGAUAAUGCUCCUUAAUUUAAUUAAAAAAUAGGAAUUUGUUUCAAUGUUGACAGUGAUCUUGAUGUUAUAACGUCUUGACAACUGUUGUGUUGAACAUUUUAAGUUCUUUGUGUACCAUAAUGUUUAAGAUUAUAUAUAUUUAAUUUUCUGCAAGGUUUCUUUGAAUGUAAUGUAACUAUCUAACUAGGGAACUAUACACCAGGACAAGUCACAAGGUGCUACCUGAGAACUGAUGAGAUGUUAAGAGAUUGUUCAGUACACAGGUAAAAUUUAGUACAAUAUUAAGCUUAUUGGUGCAGAAUUAAGAUCAGGUCUUUCCUAUGUUCCUUCAUACAUACACAUUGACUUUGUGAGACAAGCACAAUGAAAGCAUGUCACCAGUUCAUACACAUCAUGGGAAAUAGGUACUGUGCCUGAUGUAUCUUUCACAGGAAAGAAUAGAAAACAAAAGUCAUUUUUACAUUUAUUAAGAAAUUUAUUGCUGAUUUUUUUAUUGUCAGGUAUGUUUAGGACUUCUGCCUUAUGUCAUGUUUGCUUAAGGCCUGAAUGUUCAGUAACUUACAUGGCAUGAUGAGGGAAGCAAGCCUCGUGCAAAAAAAUAAGUUAACUGUAAAUUGGUGCAUCUAAAAUUUUACUGAGGUUCAUUUCUCAUCAUUUGCCCACAUAAGAUUUUUUGUUUCUUUUUCGUCUUUGGUGCAACAUUACUAAAUCAGUCAUGUUUUGAAUGCCGGUAUCAUAAAUAAAUUCGUAGAUUUUUCAUCAUUAAACCUUAUAAAUUGAAGGGGAAACAAAUUGGAAAUGUAAAUAUUGUAAUUUAAUUAAGGUAAACAUGGAAAAUAUCACAAGUAGAAAUUUUCGCGUUUCAAAUGUUCAAAUUGAUUGAAGUGUGGACAUUUUUGCGCUGGGAAAGAUCCUGAAAUAUUUAUCUAUAAUAUAUAUAUAUACGCAUGUGAAUAAUUUGGGUUAUUUUAAUAAAUGCGAAUAUUGUGAAUAACUUUUACAGCAGUCAUCGUUAUCAGUAUCAAAUUAUAUAAUGCUUCAAUUUGCUGCUUAAAAUAUUUUUGCUGCUACAUCAUAUGUUCCAUACGUAGAUUUUGUUGGAUAUUUGUUACACAGCAUUGAAUGUUUGUACAUACAAUGUAUAUUACAUCAUGGUAUCCACAUUACAUCAUGGUGUCCACAUUGAGAUUUUGUUUAGUGAUACAUGUAAUUAAUAUGACCUGGUUAUGUAAACUGUCUGGUGUAAAUAUGGUUUACAUUACAUUUUAGAUAUUAGCAAAACAGUUAAGAGAUUUUUGACAUAUACAAAAGCGAGAUCAUUUGUUGUUGAAAAAAUAUCUGAAGUAAUAAAUGCAACAAUAAAAUAUAAAUAAUACACACAAUAUUUCUCAUUAUUAAAUGCUAGUGACAAUAAAUCAUGACAUUUAAGUUGUAAUAAAAAUGAUGGAGUCUCCUACCA
Messenger RNA from Mizuhopecten yessoensis (Yesso scallop), 4119 nucleotides. RefSeq names its product presenilin-1-like. Gene Ontology annotation, molecular function: aspartic endopeptidase activity, intramembrane cleaving. Gene Ontology annotation, cellular component: lysosomal membrane; neuromuscular junction; neuronal cell body. The coding region runs from base 363 to 1910 and encodes 515 amino acids. Lineage: Eukaryota; Metazoa; Mollusca; Bivalvia; Pectinida; Pectinidae. The record is from RefSeq and is a predicted model, not a curated record. Gene Ontology annotation, biological process: calcium ion transport; membrane protein ectodomain proteolysis; amyloid-beta metabolic process. The transcript has 10 exons.